AUGUGUAAGCUGAUGAAUUCUAUGGUCGUUGAAAUCAUGAAGGGUAAUACUCAUGCCUCAAUUAAGGCAUUGUAUGGUUAUAUGUAUUUCCAUAGAUGGUUAAUUUAUUUAAGUGAAAAGUUUCCUAGAAUUGUUAAACGUUUCGAGCAUCAAGUUAAUCAAUUUAACAACACAGAAAAGGAGAGAUUGAAAUCUUCUUGUCCAAAUCUUGGUGAAUUUCUUCCAAAACUUUCAAUUUUAGGCGAAAGCAAACUAACCUGGAGCUCUGUAAAGAAAUCCAUCGUUGAGGAAACUUCUAUCAGAAAUGCUCUUUGGGUAAUCAAGAUGUAUCCUCAAUUAUCCAGAUUGAACGAAUCAGACUCUGAAAGAUGUGAAAAAUCAUGGGAAGCCAACAAAGUUUCGUGUAAAUUAAUCAUGUUUCAUGUUUUCUUUUUGAGAAAUAUUGUGGAACAAUAUAGUAAUCUAUCAUUGGAAGAGUUUGGAAGGUUGUAUGAUACCAACUAUGGAUGUCCUCCAAGAACUAAAAGUGGCGACUUGUUGGAAGAUGUCUUGCAGAGAGAAAUUUUCAGAAUUCAACAGGUUUCAACUUUCCAACAAUAUUUCGAAUAUGUUGGAGUGAGAAAUCUCAAAGAUGAAUCGUCCAUUGCAAAGUACUUGAGAAAUUGUGUCACUAUUAGCUAUGAAAGAGGUUACCAUGGAUAA
Naegleria gruberi is the source of this 702-nucleotide messenger RNA. RefSeq lists its product as uncharacterized. The transcript has a single exon. The record is from RefSeq and is a predicted model, not a curated record. Lineage: Eukaryota; Heterolobosea; Eutetramitea; Acrasida; Naegleriidae. The coding region runs from base 1 to 702 and encodes 233 amino acids.